Nomascus leucogenys (northern white-cheeked gibbon) is the source of this 1182-nucleotide messenger RNA. RefSeq names its product alkB homolog 2, alpha-ketoglutarate dependent dioxygenase (gene ALKBH2). Lineage: Eukaryota; Metazoa; Chordata; Mammalia; Primates; Hylobatidae. Gene Ontology annotation, biological process: DNA repair. The record is from RefSeq and is a predicted model, not a curated record.
UUCCCACCACCAGGCCCCCCACCCCUGGGGUGACUGCGGGAUUUCGAGCUGCGCCGGAGCUGAGAUUCUAGAGCGCUUUUGCCACCCCCACCCCGAGCACGUGUUGCAAUGAUAUCAGAAUUUUGCGUGCGGUUUACCCGUGUUUAACCUCUUUGUGUCUCGUUUCUGAAUCGUAUCCACUUGAGCAUCACUAGACUGAUCUAUUUUAACACUGGUGGGGCGCAGCGAGGUCAGCUAUGGGUCCUUCCUCCUUAAAGGGGUGGACAGUUGACUUUGGGCAAACCUCUUCCCCUCUUUGGGCAACAGUUUCCCCUUCUGCAAAAUGAGGAUUUGGAUUGUAGUUUCUAAGUUUAGCUGUGGCGUGCGAAUUCCCAGGAGGAUGGACAGAUUCCUGGUGAAAGGGGCUCAAGGGGGCCUUUUGAGGAAGCAGGAGGAGCAAGAGCCAACUGGAGAAGAGCCAGCUGUGUUGGGAGGAGACAAAGAAAGCACAAGGAAGAGGCCCAGGAGAGAGGCCCCAGCGAAUGGAGGCCACUCAGCAGGCCCCAGCUGGCAGCACAUUCGGGCUGAGGGCCUGGACUGCAGUUACACGGUCCUGUUUGGCAAAGCUGAGGCAGAUGAGAUUUUCCAAGAGUUGGAGAAAGAGGUAGAAUAUUUUACAGGGGCACUGGCCAGAGUCCAGGUAUUCGGGAAGUGGCACAGUGUGCCCAGGAAGCAGGCAACGUACGGCGACGCUGGGCUGACCUACACGUUUUCAGGCCUCACACUUUCUCCAAAGCCCUGGAUCCCAGUUCUAGAGCGCAUCCGGGAUCACGUCUCUGGGGUGACUGGGCAGACUUUCAACUUUGUGCUCAUCAACAGGUAUAAAGAUGGCCAUGACCACAUCGGGGAGCACCGAGAUGAUGAAAGAGAACUGGCCCCUGGGAGCCCAAUUGCCUCUGUCUCCUUCGGUGCCUGCAGAGACUUUGUCUUCCGGCAUAAGGAUUCCCGUGGGAAAAGCCCCUCCCGGAGGGUGGCGGUGGGCAGGCUGCCGCUGGCCCACGGGAGCUUACUAAUGAUGAACCACCCGACCAACACGCACUGGUACCACAGUCUUCCCGUGAGAAAGAAGGUUCUGGCUCCACGGGUCAAUCUGACUUUUCGUAAAAUUUUGCUUACUAAAAAAUAAAAACGUUUUUAACAGUU